This is a messenger RNA of Episyrphus balteatus (marmalade hoverfly), 3075 nucleotides long. Its product is annotated as nestin-like. The record is from RefSeq and is a predicted model, not a curated record. The transcript is spliced from 3 exons. Lineage: Eukaryota; Metazoa; Arthropoda; Insecta; Diptera; Syrphidae. Bases 284 to 2983 code for a protein of 899 amino acids.
UGAACUAUUUGUUAUUAGUCUUGACAAAAUAGUUCAACUAAAAGGUAUCGAAUAAAAAGUGAAGUGAAAGAUUUUGUUAACUGCCGAGUCCUCUUAUUUCUUAGUCACUUGUUUUGGAGGAAAAUAAAAAGUGUAUUUAUAAAUUCGUUGUAACUAAUUAUAAACUUUUAUUACGUGUUUUAAGUUUUUUUUGGUGUUUUGUAAGCUGAACGAAAAAAGUAUAAAUAUCUGAAGAAGAUUUAUCCAAGAAAUCAGUUAAAGUUUAACAUCGAAUCAGAAAACAAUGGGAUCAGUAACAGUCUUUGUAGCCUUAAUCUUAACGGUUUUGCUUGGUUCACAAGCAGCACCAGUUACAGAAUUUUUCGGACCUCCACAGACAAUUGAAGGUGAUAGAAAUGUGGUCUAUCCAAAUCCUAUUCCAGUAAAAAAAGUUGAAGAAAUGGAACGUUUCCACAGGACUUACAAAAACGGGACAGUCGAAUUUAAAAUGGCCCUGAAUAAUGGUCACGUUCAAUACCAAAGAAUAAGCACGAAAUAUGUUGAUGGAGAUAAAAUUCAAGUUUUUGAAGGAUAUAUUUCUGAGCAAUACAAAGAUGGUCGCUAUGGUACUAGAUAUUAUGCUGCUGAUGAAAAUGGAUACAGAAGUUCACCAGUGAUAGUUGAGAACAAUCCACCGAAAUUACCUAGCUCAGGCCCAUAUGCCUUGAAUAAACUUAGUGAUAGUGAAAAUAAACUACCACCAUUGGUUAAUGAAGAUGUUCAAACGACGGCAAAAACAAUUGAAGGUAAUUUAGUAGAAAUUGAAAAGGAACACGAAGAAGAUCAGUUGACAAAUUUGAAUCAAGGAUCUGAUACCAUUUCAACUACUGAGUCAGAAAUUCUAAAACAAGAAGAUAAUGAAGAUAUAUCAGAGCAGAAGAAUGGUGAAGAAAUUCUAAAUCAGGAAGAUGAAAUAUUGGAGAAGAAAAAUGGUGAAGAAAUUUUGCAGCAAGAAGAAGACACAUUGGAGAAGAAAAAUGGUGAAGAAAUUUUGCAGCAAGAAGAAGAAAUAUUGGAGAAGAAAAACGAUGAAGAAAUUCUGAAUCAUCAAGGAGAAAUAUUGGAAGAGAAAAAUGGUGAAGAAAUACCUCCAUCGGUAACUGAAGAUAUUCAAGGUAGGACAAAGACCGUUGAAGAAAAUUUAAUAGAAAUUGAAAAAGAUCUGGAAGAAGAGCAGUUAAACAAUUUGAAUCUAGGAUCUGAUAUUGUCAAAGAAGACUCUAUUUCAACAACUGAGUCAGAAAUUCUGAAACAGGAAGAUAAUGAAGAAAUAUUGGAGAAGAAAAACGAUGAAGAAUUAUCAGUUCAACAAAAUUCAGACCUACCGACCAGUUCAGAAAGUUCACCAAUUUCUCCAAUUUCUGAAGACAGCUUCGAAAAAGUAAAUGAUCAAGUUGAAUCUUCAACACUUCCACCUUCUAGUAUUGAUAUUGCAACUGAUUCAGAAAUUCUGAAGCAGGAAGAUAACGAAGAAAUAUUGGAGAAGAAAAACGAUGAAGAGUUAUCAGUUCAACUAAAUUCAGAUCUACCAGCCAGUUCACCAAUUUCUGAAAACAGUUCCGAAAAAGUUAGCAAUGAAGUAGAAUCUUCAACACUUCCUGUUUCUAGUAUUGAUGUUACAACAGAGCCUAUUACAGAACAAUCUUCAACUGAAGCAAUCACUGAAGCCGAUAAUCUUGAAAUAUCUUCUGAGCUACCGAAAUUAGAAGAAGAAUCAAUUGGAAGAAACUUACAUUCUUCAUCUUCCUCAGAAAUAUUAUCUGAAGGUGAAGAAGAUAUUAAAGAAAUAACAAAUGGAGAACCUAUUGUUCCAAUUGGUGAUAUUAUUCCAAACUUAGAAGUUAGCACAGAAGUGUCAAUUGAUGAAAUUUCAGAAACAACAACUGAAGCUCUUUUAAAUGAAGACGUCGUCACUUCUACUGAACAAUCGGCUUCUCUUAAUAUUGAAGGUCAGGAAUUUGAAGCAAAAACACCAGAAUUCAAUGAGAUUAAGACUGAAGAUGAUGUAUCAAGAUAUCUUGAACAUAAAACUGGAGCUAUUUCAGAACACAUUUCACCAGUUUUUAAUAAAAAUGAUGAAGACUUAGGAAAGACUCUUGAACAAGACCCAUUGACUGAACAACAAGCAAAUGAAGAUCAAGAAUCUAGAACAGAAAUUCCAGAAAUAAACGAAAUUAAGACUGACGGUGAGACAUCAAAUGUUUCUAAGUAUCCAAUAGAAAUUUCUAAAGAUGUUUCGAACAACAACUCAAAUGAAGACAUAUCGACUGCUUCAAUUAACAAAGAAGAUCACGAAAUCACUACAGAAAUUUCAGAAAUAGACGUUGAAGUAUCAACUGUUUCUGAUUUAGAAGAAAGCACAAAACUUGAUGAAGUCUCAGAAACAACAACUGAAGCAUUGUUGAAUGAUGAAGAUAAAACUACUGAAUUACCAAUUUUUUUGAAUACUGAAGAUCGUGAAUCAAGUACAAUCAAAAGUGAGAUAAGUACAGAAAUUCCAUUAGAAGCAAUUAAAACAAAUGAUGAAUUGGACUCUAAACAGUCUAGAAGUCUUGAUGUUUCUACCGAUUUACCAAUUCCAGAGAAAAAUUCAACAACUGUUGCCAAAAAGAGUGAAGAAGGAGAAAAUACUACAAACACUACAAACAAAAUUGAAAUAAACACAGAACAACCUAAAUCAAAGGAAGAAGAAGACAAUAUUUCAACAACAGUUUCUGAAGAAGGUACCACAACUGAAGCAGAAAUUAUUUCGACUACCGAAUUGAAUGAUAUUAAGUCCACAGAACAACCAUCACAAAGUUCGGAAGAAGAUUCAAGUGAAAAAAGUACCGAACACCCCAAGGAAUCUAGUGAAGAAAAUGAUACUAAAGGAAAGGUCGCUGAAAUAACCACAGAAGAACCAGGUUUUUUUCACAAACUUUUACACCUAGAGAUGUGGACAUAAGAUUUCAUGGAGAUGAUUCUAUAAUCUAUCAUCCUGUUUUUUAUUCGUAAAAUUAGUUAAGAUGGAAAUGAUGUUGUUUUGUAAGCUAGAAA